This is a messenger RNA of Oncorhynchus gorbuscha (pink salmon), 549 nucleotides long. Its product is annotated as oocyte zinc finger protein XlCOF22-like. The transcript is spliced from 3 exons. Lineage: Eukaryota; Metazoa; Chordata; Actinopteri; Salmoniformes; Salmonidae. Gene Ontology annotation, molecular function: DNA-binding transcription activator activity, RNA polymerase II-specific; RNA polymerase II cis-regulatory region sequence-specific DNA binding. Gene Ontology annotation, biological process: regulation of transcription by RNA polymerase II. The coding region runs from base 1 to 549 and encodes 182 amino acids. Gene Ontology annotation, cellular component: nucleus. The record is from RefSeq and is a predicted model, not a curated record.
AUGUCUUCGCUUCAGGUCCUGGAGCUACAGGCUGUUAGAAUAGGCCACCUGACCAUACACCAGAGAACACACACAGGAGAGAAACCUUACAGCUGUUAUCAGUGUGGGAAAAGAUUUACCUCAUCUAGCCACCUGACCAUACACCAGAGAAUCCACACAGGAGAGAAACCUAAUAGCUGUGAUCAAUGUGGGAAGAGUUUUGUUACAUCUAGCUGUCUGACCAUACACCAGAGAAUACACAUUGGUGAGAAACCUUACCACUGCUCUCACUGUGGAAAGAGUUUUGUUACAUCUAGCUGUCUGACCAUACACCAGAGAAUACACACUGGAGAGAAACCUCAUUGCUGCUCUGACUGUGGGCAGAGAUUCAUCUUUUUAGCAGAUCUUAAAAUACAUCAGAGAAUCCACACAGGAGAAAAACCUUACCACUGCUCUGACUGUGGAAAGAGUUUUGUUUCAUCAAAAAAUUUAAAAUCACACCAGAGAACACACACAGGAGAGAAACCUUAUAGCUGUGAUCAAUAUUCCGUGUGGUGUUUGAGCUGCUAG